Molecule: messenger RNA, 417 nt
Organism: Paramecium tetraurelia
Lineage: Eukaryota; Ciliophora; Oligohymenophorea; Peniculida; Parameciidae
Exons: 3
Biological process (GO): response to ionizing radiation; double-strand break repair via homologous recombination; mitotic cell cycle checkpoint signaling
Cellular component (GO): SOSS complex
Molecular function (GO): DNA binding
Source: RefSeq, a predicted model, not a curated record
AUGAUUAAUCAAUAGGUGUUUGAAUAACUCAAUUCCAUUCUCUUUAAGCAGAAAUUCGAAAACCAAAUCAAAAAUAUGUACCCAACACAAAAGAACUUAGAAUUCAAGUUCAUAGUACUAAAAAAAAUUGAAACCUAAAUCACUAAGAAUUAAAAGAAAAUCACAAAGUAUUGGAUCGCAGAUGAGACUGGCAGUGCUUUCUUGAAUCUACAUGAUAUGGACGAGUCAGCCAUUUCUCCAGGAGAUGUGUGUGUGAUGGUUGGAGCAUAUACAAAUCUAUUUAAAGGAAUGAUGAAUAUUCAUCAAGGUAAGAAUGGAAUAUUCAAAAAAGUGAGUGAAUUCGAUCUUCAAUAUUCAACAUACCCUAAUCAUAGCUUGAAGAAUUGGGGUAAUGAUUAAUAAACCACUUAAAUUUGA